AGCACGCGCUGGAGGCGCAGGAGUUUCACUCUGCUCCCGCUCAUCCGCCUCACUCUGCGCAUUCGGAUUUAUCCCGUACCGUUGUUCACCGCGGCAUCGUCACAGGUGUUUAUUUCAGUCUUUACUGCGGGAGGAGCUCGGCGGCCAAUGUGAGGCUGGACAGUCCGCAGUCUGACGCUCCGACCACCCUCAGCAGCUGCUCACGCUCUAAUGUUGGGAGACAAGGCGCACGGAGUGACAUUCAGGGUCAUGGAAUACACGUAUGACGAUGACCUGGAAGAGCUGUGUCCUGUGUGCGGGGACAAAGUGUCCGGAUACCACUACGGUCUGCUCACCUGCGAGAGCUGCAAGGGCUUCUUCAAGAGAACCGUGCAGAACAACAAGAGAUACACGUGCGCUGAGAACCAGGAGUGUAAAAUCGACAAGACGCAGCGGAAGCGAUGCCCGUUCUGUCGCUUCCAGAAGUGUCUGACCGUUGGCAUGCGACUGGAAGCCGUGCGCGCAGACCGCAUGCGUGGGGGGAGGAACAAGUUUGGCCCCAUGUACAAGCGAGACCGAGCCUUGAAGCAGCAGAAAAAAGCUUUGAUACGGUCCAGCGGCCUCAAGCUGGAAAGCGCGGCCCCGCCGCCGGCCUCUCCUCUGCAGACGGACUACGGCUUCACCGGGACCUUGCACGGCCUGCCCACCAUCUCCAAAGGCCUCCUGCCCUCCACGCCCGGCUCCAUCAACCCCACAGACUACGAGGUCAACCUGUACGCGCCGCCGUCCCUGGGCAUGGGCAUGCAGCCGCACGCGCCCCUGGGCGCCCAGUACCAGUACACGGCCUUCCCCAGCCGCGUCAUCAAGGCGGAGUGUCCCGACUACAGCAGCUCGCCGGAGUCCCUGGCCGGGUACCCCUACCCGGAGGUCUACCCCUCGGCCUCGCCGCAGCUGCCCAGCCUGCCGCCGCUGGUGCUGGAGAUGCUGAGCUGCGACCCGGACGAGCUGGUGGUGCAGAACAAGAUCGUGUCGCACCUGCAGCAGGAGCAGAGCGGCCGCGGCGGCGGCCGGCAGGAGAAGCCCGGCACCUUCAGCCUCAUGUGCCGCAUGGCGGACCAGACGCUCUUCUCCAUCGUGGAGUGGGCGCGCAGCUGCAUAUUCUUCAAGGAGCUUCGGGUGGGGGAUCAGAUGAAGCUGCUCCACAACUGCUGGUCAGAACUCCUGGUGCUGGAUCACAUCUUCAGACAAGUGCAGCAUGGGAAGGGAGAGAGCAUCCUGCUGGUGACGGGCCAGGAGGUGGAGCUGUCGUCCAUCUUGGCCCAGGGGGAGGCCACGCUGUCCGGCCUGGUGCAGCGAGGUCAGGAGCUGGCGGCCCGGCUGCAGGCGCUGCAGGUGGACCGGCGGGAAAUCGCCUGCCUGAAGUUCCUCCUGCUCUUCAACCCCAAUGUGAAGCUGCUGGAGAACCAGGCCUUUGUGGAGGGCGUCCAGGAGCAGGUGAACGGGGCCCUGCUGGAGUACACGCUGUCGGCCUACCCGCAGUUCCAGGAGAAGUUCAGCCAGCUGCUGACGCGGCUGCCGGAGCUGCGCGCGCUCAGCACGCAGGCCGAGGACUUCCUGUGCUUCAAGCACCUCAACGGCGAGGUGCCCUGCAACAACCUGCUCAUCGAGAUGCUGCACGCCAAGCGGGCCUGCGUGUGAGCGGCGGCCCGUCCAGGACCCGGACUGCAGGUGUGGUGUUGUCUGGACCAUCUGGUGCCCGUCUGACGGAGCUGCUGGGCACCUUCUCCACCAUCACCACGGCCCCUCUUCAUGACAGCAGCGCUGCUCACCGUCAACUCGCCUUUUCACCCAGGGUCAAAGGGCAUGGAGGAUGGAGACACUUGGACUCUUGUUUGUUAGCCACAGGUGCGGAGGACAUGUAGCAGAUGAGGACCGGUCCAACUUGCGGACCUUUCCUGGGGCUUGGUUUUGGCUGAUUCAGCAGGUUCCAGUUCCAAGUCCGAGCCCUGCCAGCGUCCAGUCCUGCUCGGCUCCGUGGAGCAGUCGGGCACCAACACAGAGGACCACUGUGACGCGCUCCGCCAACCCACAUGGCGGCUUUCAAAGAGCUCCUGUCGCCGCGUGCUGCUCGUGUCUCUCAGCUUUGAAGAUGUUUGAUUGAAACUUUAAAUCUGACGUUGCAACAAUCGAGAGGAGCCGUGACGAAACCUUGGAAAAUGGACGACGGCAUCAGUGCUGAUGGAGAGGAGCAUGGACAGUAAACCAAAAUGGGCGAAUGCUCUUUAGCCUCCAUCGUCUCGUGGAGCCUGGAGUCCUCCUCCUCAGCGUGACCUGCCUUUGAUCCAGGCGCUUCUCACCUUGUCCUUCCUGCCCAAGUGUCUUCGCUCGUGAUGGGCUGGUGUCAGAGCUCAGUAGGUGGCGCUCUCUGCUCGUCCAAAUCCAAAGCACCAUCUAGUGAGCUCUAAACGGAGGACACGGUUUGGUGACGGGUCGGCGGUCGUCUGUUCCUGCUCCACCAGGCCUGCACUCUCCUCUUCACCUGCCUCACACUCUAAAUCGAGACAGUCUGCCCCCACUAUGAAGGUGGUCCCCGUCUCACCUGCAGCAGACCUGCCAGCAGCUCCACCCCGGACGUGUCAGACAAUCUCUCCGCCUCCUGCCUUAACGCCGUGGCUCCAUGCUGUACAGAGUAUUUAUGUUGUGAGGUGACGAUCCGCUCCACUCCUGCUCAGCUCAGGAGGGGCUUCCUCUGUCCAUAGCUUCUGUUGUGACUGGUUCUCUCAUGUCGUCUGGGUUCUGUUUCCUGUGAGCUGACGGUUUGCUCCGUCUUCGACGGGCGCUUUUCUCCAGAGCAUUUUGUUUGUUUGGAAUAUAUUUUACUGUAAUAGCAUCACACCAAUAAAAGGCGAUGAAAAGUGA
This is a messenger RNA of Synchiropus splendidus (mandarinfish), 2898 nucleotides long. Its product is annotated as nuclear receptor subfamily 5 group A member 2-like. NCBI's taxonomy places the organism in Eukaryota, Metazoa, Chordata, Actinopteri, Syngnathiformes, Callionymidae. The coding region runs from base 211 to 1677 and encodes 488 amino acids. Gene Ontology annotation, molecular function: nuclear receptor activity; zinc ion binding; RNA polymerase II cis-regulatory region sequence-specific DNA binding. Gene Ontology annotation, cellular component: RNA polymerase II transcription regulator complex. The record is from RefSeq and is a predicted model, not a curated record. Gene Ontology annotation, biological process: tissue development; regulation of transcription by RNA polymerase II; hormone-mediated signaling pathway. The transcript has 7 exons.